AUGAGUCGCCUAAUCUGGAGCUUCUUGCUCAUAUGCUCUUUAUUGAGUAGAAAUUUGGAAGCAGGAGGCUGCCAACGUACUGGCCCCGUCUUCAAAUCAGGAGGUGCCAGAUCGAGCUCCACUAGUUUCAGGGAUGGACUAUAGGUCGGGUUUCCAACAGAAUGUAUUCCAUUCCAACUCGACUUCCGAAGCAUUUGCAUAUUCUCCGAUGACUCAUACUUAUGUCAUCAUCUCACCUGCUACUCCGAUGAUUUACCGAAACUACCACUACUAUUGGGCAGGGCAUCAUGUGAACACUACAGAAAAACCAUUCAAGUGUAAUUAUGUAAUAACUGAUGAGGACAUGGAACUGAGCAAUGUGGCAUUCGCAAAUGGCACAAGACCGGCACUUAUCACCUUUGGAUGUGCAGAGUAUACGUAUUGUUGUGGAAUGACCUGUUGUCCUAGUUUCAGUGAUACACAACUAUUAAUAUUCAUUGUGUUGUUAGUGGCGGGAAUUAUUUUUGUGCUGAUCUGCACUGAGAAGGCAAACGAAAGACGUGGUCAAGGCAGUCCGACCACAAGCUACAAUCAUCCAAGAUCAGUUCCAGAAGUUCAAGAACUUACUCCCAGUGCUCCUAAUGAUACAAAAAAAGUCACCUCCUCAUUUAAAAAAUUCUAUCUAUUUUUAGUUCGAAAGUGA
This is a messenger RNA of Caenorhabditis elegans, 682 nucleotides long. Lineage: Eukaryota; Metazoa; Nematoda; Chromadorea; Rhabditida; Rhabditidae. The record is from the annotation of a RefSeq genome assembly.